AUGGACACAAGUUCUGGGUAUCGGAAGCUGUCAUCAUGUAUCGCUUACUCAAUCCGACUUGCGCAGAAGACACCGAAUCGAGAAGUAUCAUACUGCUUGCGAAGGGCUCUUCAGCACCUUGUAUCAGCACCAUGUACGCUGAAACGUCAAAUCUGCUUGUACGAUGGACUGGGCUUGGAUUGCAAACAACCCAGACUCAGUCCAUCCAACAAUAUGUCAGUUGGCGUGUCUCAACGUGAAGGGGCCCAAGAUUCUCCUGCAGAGCGCCGGUUGAAAUGUGGAGAUGCCCCGAUGCAAGGACGGGUCGCUAACACUGGCACCCAAACUUCGGAAGAGCUGGUCUCGCAAGCUGAGUGCGCAGCUUUGUUGGAAAGUGUGUUCCGGCAAGUGCAGUCCUCCACAGAUGCGCUGAUGGCAAGGCUGGAAAGACUGGAGCACCAAGACAUGGUGCGGAAUGGCUUCGGACAGGGCAACAGUGUGGAUGCCAAUAACAACGCUGGUGCUGGGAAUCACAGUCAACAUGGGGACCUUGAAGAACACCUGCAGAUUGGCCGUACGCAGAAAGCCCCUCAGCCACUUUCAGAUUCGCAUCAACGAGAUGGUGCCCUCGGCCAUUGUCGGCAGACGGGGCGCACGCAGGGAACUCCUCAGUCACUUUCUGAUGCUAGUUCACAUCGACGAGAGGUUGCCCUCCGCCGCUGUCAAGUCCUCUUACCCAUAGACGAGCUGAGGCGCAGGCUAUCGUCCAUGUCUGAUGACGAACUGUGA
Molecule: messenger RNA, 768 nt
Organism: Symbiodinium natans
Lineage: Eukaryota; Dinophyceae; Suessiales; Symbiodiniaceae
Source: the annotation of a GenBank genome assembly